AUGGGCCCUUCCCUGCUCAACCGUACUCACUCGUUCGCGGAAACCGAUGGACAGCGCGCGAGCCGGGAGUACCGGGAAGAGCUCGCGACCUUCACUAGCUGCAUAUUUGGCAGCUCUGAGCUCAUGGCCUACAAAGGCACUUCGACAAAGGUGCAUGUUGUCCCUACUGAGUCGCGCUAUGCGGACUAUUCGGCAUCAUCCGUCAUUGACGGCCGUGGCUCCAUCGGCCGCGCAAGCAUGAGAUCAAGCAGACUAGCGCAAUCAUAUUCCUCGGAGAUCAUGUCACCUACUCAUACAUCCGCCUCCUUCGCUACCUCGCAGCUAGCCUACCGUCCUCCCGAGCGAAAGAAAAUCCUCAUCACGAGAUUGUUCCCGGUAGUCUUCCCAUCGGAUGAGGAGGAUACCGGGCCCAAAGACGAAGGCGAGCAGUCGGCAGGUGGCACUUCUCCGCGAAGAAAGCCGGUUCAGCCAAGGCCCAAGAGGACCCCUAUGUAUGCUGUCGUCCUUGUCGUACAGUUGCCCACUGCUUCGGCGGCCAAGUCCCUCUUCCGGGGAGCCAGCUCCUUCACCGACCAAGAGUCCUUUCCGUCGUCGUACAAUUCCACAAGACGUUCGGGAUGGACUAUGGUUGGCUCUGGGCAUGAUUCGAUGGAUUCAUCUCUUCCCUUUGAUGGAGAGGAUCCCAUGGACUCCAUCACCCAACAUUGGGACAUAAUCAUGAGAACCCUUACCCAUCUCCAGUCGGUCACUGCCACCACCCUGGGGACAUUAUUGAAGCAAGCCGAUCGGGGACCUUCGGCAACGCUUCCAACUGGCUCGCACCCCGUCACCAGGCGACCGUCUCUCCCUUCGAAAAGACCCGAGGACCUGGCCAAGCCACCUAAGACAAACGCAAAAAUCAUUGCACUGCCCCCAACGCUUUAUCUCAAGAUCAAGUGA
Messenger RNA from Parascedosporium putredinis, 939 nucleotides. NCBI's taxonomy places the organism in Eukaryota, Fungi, Ascomycota, Sordariomycetes, Microascales, Microascaceae. The record is from the annotation of a GenBank genome assembly.